AGAUCCCAGUGAGUGCUAAAUUCAAAUAAAUAGUGUGACCAGUUUGUGUGGGUGUUUCGUUCCUGUAACUGGCAACACCGAUGGAGGAAGAAUGCGAGGAAUCGAUCUUCCCCACCGGCGUGGCGCGGCACCGGCCCGAGCCGCCGGGUGCGCUGGCUCAGUCAACACGCUUCACGCCGCACGAGAUCAAGCUUAUGUACCGAGGGUUUAAGCAGGAGUGUCCAUCAGGCGUGGUGGAUGAAGAGGCUUUCAAGAACAUCUUCUGUCAAUUCUUUCCUCUUGGAGAUGCCACGCAGUACGCCCAUUAUGUGUUCAAGACUAUUAAACACAAGCAAAGCGGAAAGGUGAAUUUUGAGGAGUUCCUCGACAUCCUAUCCCGCGUGGCUCGUGGCUCAGUCCAAGAGAAGCUCUCCUGGGUGUUCACGCUCUAUGACGUAGAUGGAGACGGACGCAUCUCCCGCUCAGAGAUGCUGGCAGUCGUGCAAGCUAUAUACGAACUCUUGGGCAGGGCUGCAGCCCCGCCAGUUCACAGCACGGCCGCUAAGGACCAUGUGGAUAGAAUAUUUCAUCUAAUGGACACGAACUGCGACGGAGUAGUAACACCAGACGAACUAGCGCGCUGGUGCAGCCGCGACCCCGCACUGCUCAGCUCGCUCGACACCAUGGACACUGUGUUGUGAUCCACAGCCCGCAGCGCCGAACACAGGUCAGACUCGGCGCGUGCUUCCUGCUCAACAGCAGCUGACAACUGUUCCCCCUCCCCUUCUGGCCUCCCCACCAACCACUCCAUCACCUUCACCCCCCAAAUAGACAAGGACAGAACCAGCAUCGAAAGCUACGCUCCACAACUGCAUCACCAUACGAAAGAAAGAGAAAGAAGUAUCGCUGAAAGCUUCGCUUCAGUGGAAACGCAUGUAGACAGAGAUAAAAGUAUUGUUGAGAGUGAGUGUGAGAGCGGGAUAGAGAGUGGUGCGGCUAGUUCGUCUACAAGUGGAGUGAAGAGUGUGGUUAGCUCUGGGAUUGGUAGAAGUGAGGAGGAGAGAGAUAGAGUGGAAAAGAAAGAAGAGAAGAAGAAGCAGCCGCCGCCUGUACCUGCUAGAGUUACUGCUUGUAUAACUGAAGAGACAGUCCAACGCAAGGUAAAGCGGCGCCCUCGAAGAUCCAGCUCGCCACAACUACCACGGUGAAGCAGACCUUAUGUCAACAGCCAUAAGGUUCACUUUCCUUCAAACGUGCUUAUGAUUACUACG
Molecule: messenger RNA, 1250 nt
Organism: Helicoverpa zea (corn earworm)
Lineage: Eukaryota; Metazoa; Arthropoda; Insecta; Lepidoptera; Noctuidae
Product: Kv channel-interacting protein 4-like
Exons: 8
Coding region: 81-680 (199 amino acids)
Molecular function (GO): calcium ion binding
Source: RefSeq, a predicted model, not a curated record